AUGUCGUUACCACCAAUAAUGCCUGCACAACUAGACAAUGAAAUUCGAAGAAUUUUUCAUGAUGAAGAAUUUGAAGAAAUUGAACACAAACUUAAUUAUGUCUUUCAAAAUAAAGCAUAUCUUGUUUCAGCUUAUACUCAUCCAUCUAAAUCUAACAAUUGUUUAUUAAUUUCAUAUGAACGACUAGAAUUUUUAGGUGAUGCUCUUCUCGAUUUUCUUGUCAUCCGUCAUACAUUUCUUAAUUACGAUAGAAAUCUGACACCGGGUCGAGUAACUGAUAUUCGACAAGACUUAUCAAAUAAUAAUCGUUUAGCAUAUAUAUUAGUUUCAUCUAAUCUUCAUACAAAAAUUCGUCUUAAUUCAAAUGAACUUUCAAAUCGUAUUAAAUCCUAUUUAAAUAAUAAAAAUAUUUUUCCAAAAACUCAAUCAACCAAUGAUAGAUUAAACGAAAAUAUUUCUCAAUGGACUGAUACGACAGCACCAAAAAUCUUAGCUGAUGUAUUUGAAGCACUUAUUGCUGCUAUCUUUUUUGAUUCUGGUAAUUCAUUAGAAAUUGUUUGGAAAAUUAUUGAACCAUUUCUUGGAACCCUUUUUGAUCGUUCUAUUAUUGAUCCUAAUUUAAAUUCAAUCCGAUCAUUCAUAAAUAAAGGUGGUAAAAUACUCGAAGAAUUUGUCGAUGAAACUGGAGCUGUUUGUCUUGUUCAAAUGCCAGAUGGUUCACUCUAUGAAGGGCAUGGCAAAAAUAAAAAACUUGCUAAAUAUGAUGCCUGUCAACAGGCAAUAAAUAAUAAAAAUUAA
Messenger RNA from Rotaria sp. Silwood2, 798 nucleotides. The record is from the annotation of a GenBank genome assembly. Lineage: Eukaryota; Metazoa; Rotifera; Eurotatoria; Philodinida; Philodinidae.